AACCACCAAUCCCACCCCUCUCCUAAUUAAACACCACCACCCUAUCAAAACCCUUCUUCCUCCCAUACACCACUCACUCACUCAUUUAAUUAAUUCACUCACUCUUUCAUUCCAAAUAACACACUUUGUGUUUUUUGUUCUAGCUCCCAUUCUUCACAAUUCCCUCCUCAUCCUAACAAGAAGAAGAUGAAGCUUCUUGGUUGGAUGCACCGGAAAUUUCGGCAAAACAGUGGCGACAUGUUCAAAGAUUUCGCUUCCGCUCAAGCUUGUAACUGUCUUCCCGGGCCGUCGCCUCUUGAUUACAAGGCCCGGCCGCCGGCGAGGGAUCUUGGCCUCCUGGAGGCCGUGGGAGAGGAUGAAGGGGAGCUCUUCGACUCUGGUGCUGUGCUGUUCGGUGGAUUCCUCACCAUUGGAACGCUUGGAUCCGCUCCGAUUCCUGAGAACUCGUCGGGAUCGGGGGAGGAUGAGGAUGAAGAGAUCCCUAAUGGGAUGGCUACGCCGACGUUUGGGGUUCCGUCGGUGGACGCGAUUGCUGAGAAGGGAGCGGAGGCGACGACGGAGACGGAUCUGAUGGUGGUCAGCGCGGAGAUUGAGAAGGUUCUGGCGGCGGAGGCGGAGAAGGGGGUUAACGGCGGUGGAGCGGCACGGAUCUCGUCGGCGAGGGCGAGCUAUGCCAGUGGGAAGUCGGUGGCGGAGGCGUACCCUUUGCAGGGGUACUUGUUUGGAUCGCCGAUCGAGGUGGCGGAGACGAGGAGGGAGAGGAGGGCUUCGUUGGGGGAGCUGUUUUUGAAGACUAGGAUGGAGGAGGAGACGGGUCCCGGCGGAGAGGGGAGAGCGGCGGCAACGGCGUCCGCGGCCGCUGGGAAGAAGGCGGUGAAGCGGCGCUCUGCAGCAAAGGCCUCGGAUUUGGGUGGCGCUGCCGAUGGAUCCUCGCCGGCGGAAACCAAAUUCCACAAGAUCCUGCAGAUAUUCCACAGGAAGGUUCACCCAGAGAGCACAUUGACCACAAAGAAAUCUUUCAAGGCCAUCAAGCAAGACAGUAGGGAAAAUUCAUCCCGUGACGGCGGCGAUCACUCUGGUGUCAUCAAUGUGGAUCACACACUAACUGAUUCAAAAAGAGCUUGUAAAAGAAGGGCCAUCCCAUGCUUCAAGUGUGACUCAAGCAGUCCAUCUCUUAUGGUGGAUGGCAAUGAUCCGAAUGGGACUCGCGAGUAUUGGAUCAAGACCGACGCAGAUUACUUGGUGUUGGAGCUGUAGAAGGAGAAAGAGCUCUCUGCAUGGAACUGAAAAGACAAGAAGGAUUAUAGCCCGAGUGAUAUGAGCAUGAAUAAGUAUUGUGUUUAGUGUGCUAGUAUUACUUAAAGAGGGCUAGUUAAAUACUUAUUAAUGAAUGAUAUUUUGCCCUCUAAUGUGGUUGCAAUAAAAAUGAAAACCGCUUCUCUCUAUGAAAUGCUACUUUGGCUA
This is a messenger RNA of Dioscorea cayenensis subsp. rotundata (Guinea yam), 1464 nucleotides long. RefSeq names its product protein LAZY 1-like. Gene Ontology annotation, biological process: regulation of auxin polar transport; gravitropism. The record is from RefSeq and is a predicted model, not a curated record. NCBI's taxonomy places the organism in Eukaryota, Viridiplantae, Streptophyta, Magnoliopsida, Dioscoreales, Dioscoreaceae.